This is a messenger RNA of Zeugodacus cucurbitae (melon fly), 1652 nucleotides long. It is a transcript of the gene CBP, whose product is annotated as sarcoplasmic calcium-binding protein. The record is from RefSeq and is a predicted model, not a curated record. Gene Ontology annotation, molecular function: calcium ion binding. The coding region runs from base 593 to 1525 and encodes 310 amino acids. Lineage: Eukaryota; Metazoa; Arthropoda; Insecta; Diptera; Tephritidae. The transcript has 5 exons.
UUCGUUUAAAUUGUAUUCGAACGCUGAAGCGAACGGUCGUACUAUUUCCCAAAAACUGCGAGAGUUUCAAUACUCAACUAAAAAAAAAAAAACAAACUUAUAAACUGCAAUCAAAGUGAAAACUAUCACAAGAAAUUGAAAAUUUUCAAAGUCAAAAUCCAGCGAAAAAGUGUUUCAAUUGUGUUUUGUGAAAAGAAAAGUUUUGAAAAUAUAAACAGUGCAAAAACUGCGCAAAACUUUCUAAAAAACAUUUCGAAAGUAUUUUUGUGUGUAUCUAACACAGUUUCGAAAAUUAUUUUUCUAACUAAAAAAAGCUAAGAAAAAUUGUGUUGUAGACUGCAAAUUGUGUGUAGCUUAACGCUUAAACUUUCAAAAAACUAUUACUUAAAACUUCAAAAAUCUGUUUUUCGACUUGUUUCAAAUCGCCGAAAAUCAAACAAACACAUUUUAAAUGAUCACACACUUACUAUCCUGAUAGUGUCUGCAGUGUUCUUCUGUGUGUGCGUCUCUCAAAAUACCUGCCUACAAGUUGAAAAACGAAAAAGUUGGCGUUUUUAAUUUCGUUUUGUAAACAAAAAGCAAACACAACAAAAUGGCUUUUGCAAUUAUAAGCCGUGGCUUUUUGCGCACUUCCAAAGAAAUACUGGAACGCAGCAUCGUCAUGGGCAAUGUUGCAAUCUCCCAUUGUUUCAUCGACGUUGAAGCUAAUCAUUCCACCACUGCAAUUGUACAGCAUCGCACGGCUUGCACCGCUAUCAACGCUGCCAACACAGCUGGUGUCUUUAUGAGACCCGUGUGCAAUGGCAGCUAUUGUCUGUUGCAGCCCAGGCUGAACAAUUCAUUGACAAAGCGUAAGACUAGUUCGAAGAAACAAGUGUCCACUGUAGCAUCAUCAAAGCGUGAAGAAGAAAGUGAUAGCGAUUCGGAUUCCGACGAUGAAUUUGAACAAAGACGUACGAGCGUGCGCUCCAAGCACAGUGCGAGGGGCGAUUCCGAGUUCUGGCGACGCAAGAUGCGCACGCUCCAUCGCAUACUCGACGUCAAUCGCGAUGGCGUUAUAUCAUUUGACGAUUUCAAAUUGAUUGCCAAACGCUUCACGGACUUGGGACAUCUCACGCCUGAGACGUCUGCAGAGUUCGAGCAGGUGAUGCGUCAAACGUGGGAGGAGCAAUUCGGCGAAAUUACGCCAUAUAAUUUAGUGACUGCCGAGCAGUUCUUGGUGGAGGUGCACCAUCGUCUCAACGAUGAGCAGAUGGUGAAGCGCAUCGGACGCUUUUUGCCCUAUUUAUUCAAGGCCGUUGAUUACGAUCACACCGGCCAUUUGGAUCUCGAACAGUAUAAGCUGUUCUUCCGUUGUCUGGGCCUUUCAGAUGAAGAUGCUGCUAUUUCUUUUGCUGUGAUAGACAAAAAUGGCGAUGGCCAAUUGUCCUUAAAGGAGUUUCUACAUUUGGGACGUCAAUAUUUCCUAACCGAAGACGAUUCGAAAAUUUCGAAAAUGUUCUGGGGUCCAUUGAUCGAUCAUUGACUUGUUGAACAUGCGUACACCGCUGUGUUGGAGUUGUUGUCGCGCGGCAAAAUGAACGAUCUACACCGCGCACAAUAUAUUCUCUACAUACUCUGCAUGCAAAAUGUCUCGGAGCAAUUUGGUAUAU